Molecule: messenger RNA, 1686 nt
Organism: Aspergillus fumigatus Af293
Lineage: Eukaryota; Fungi; Ascomycota; Eurotiomycetes; Eurotiales; Aspergillaceae
Product: putative actin-related protein RO7
Exons: 1
Coding region: 1-1686 (561 amino acids)
Biological process (GO): microtubule-based movement
Source: RefSeq, a predicted model, not a curated record
AUGGCGACCCCGUCCACAGCCUCUCUUGAUGAUGAGAAGCGCUCAGUUUCCGCCAAUACCAGUUUCCCCCUGAACUUACGCCACAAUCAAACCGGCCGACCGUCGUCACCUCAUACACCUCAACAGCAAUUGCGGUCCAGUAACUCUUCCUUUGCGAGCACCGGCUCGGGGGGUAGUUCUUUCCGCGGAGAAGAGGACGCAAUUAUUUUUGAACUUGGAUCCCGGUGGUUUCGAGCUGGAUUUGAGGGCGAAAGCACACCUAUAUGUGUAGUGGGAUAUGGGCCAAAUGACUGGAGGAGAGCGGGCGACUAUAGAGGGUGGGUGAAAGGGAUCAACAAUACGAGCAGCUCGCGAGCAGUCAAUGCAGAUCAAUGGACUGGUGCAUACGAACUGUGGAGGAUGGAUUUACGUGAUGUCGACCUGGGACUCAUCGAGGACAAAAUCGAACGGGUAUUUCGGGAAACAUAUAACAAAUAUCUGCUGACAGAUGCGGGCACAUCACGAUUGGUGCUGGUCAUCCCGUCUAUCAUGCCACAUCCGUUAUUAUCUUCGAUUUUGUCGACUCUUUUCAGUCGCUGGCGAUUCCCCAGUAUCACCCUUCUUCCGAGCCCUGCAAUGGCCGCGGUAGCAGCAGGGCUCCGCUCAGCAUUGGUGGUAGAUCUGGGAUGGGCAGAAACUACUGUAACCGGUCUGUAUGAAUACCGAGAGAUUUCCGCCAAGCGAAGUACAAGAGCCAUGAAGUCCUUGCUUCAGGAGACAGGGAGGAUGCUCACUCGCCUUGCCUCGGACGCCAGUCGGGAAUCUGAAGUUGCGGACGACAUAACCGUCAGCUUCGAGUACUGCGAAGAAGUCGUCAGUCGUUUUGCCUGGUGCAAGCCCCGGGUAGGUGACAAAGUAGCUUCACUAUCUGAAUCGCGCAACAUGCAAUCACCGACUGGAAACGUCCCCGAAUCCAUAGGCAACAGGAUGGUGUCGAUUCCAUCUCCAUCGAAUCCUCAUUCGACCUAUAUUGAUAUUCCAUUUUCGGCGCUUGCGGAGCCGGUUGAGAAGAUCCUUUUCGCCAAGGAAUCAGCGGAGCGCGAUUUGGACGACGAAGAAAAGUCAAUACCUUUGUUGGUUUACAACACGCUACUCGGCCUGCCGCCCGAUGUUAGGGGCACAUGUAUGUCGCGGAUAAUAUUCGUUGGAGGUGGUGCUAAUAUUCCCGGCAUACGACGGCGAGUUAUCGACGAGGUGGCGGCGAUGGUCAAUGCAUAUGGCUGGAGCCCAGUCCGCGGCGAAGCAAUUCAGAAAGUAGAGGAGAAGUUCCUAGCUUCGAGGCUGAAAACGCCGGCGCCCGUGACUGGCAGUCAAAGUUCAGCGGUACCGGAUAAUCAAGAUCAAGAGGCAGCCGAAGAAGAGGUAGAUUUCGUUGAGCAGAAGCUACGCCGUAGCAAAGACAAGGACACGAAACACCAGGUACAUGGUAUACUACGCGAGGUGGAAUCUCUGGGUGCCUGGGCCGGAGCCAGUCUUGUGGCAAGCCUCAAGAUCAGGGGACAGGUGGAGAUUGAGCGGGAGAAAUAUCUCCAGCAUGGUCUUGCUGGUGCCAGCCGGGACUUGGAACAUGGCCAUGUUCCUGAUCGACGUUCUGGUCUUCGAGCAGGCGGGGAUCGGUCAAGCUGGACACUAGCAGCCUGGGGUUGA